Anoplopoma fimbria (sablefish) is the source of this 5265-nucleotide messenger RNA. Its product is annotated as RNA polymerase II elongation factor ELL. Gene Ontology annotation, molecular function: cis-regulatory region sequence-specific DNA binding. The record is from RefSeq and is a predicted model, not a curated record. Lineage: Eukaryota; Metazoa; Chordata; Actinopteri; Perciformes; Anoplopomatidae. Gene Ontology annotation, biological process: transcription elongation by RNA polymerase II; snRNA transcription by RNA polymerase II; positive regulation of transcription elongation by RNA polymerase II. The transcript is spliced from 12 exons. Gene Ontology annotation, cellular component: transcription elongation factor complex. The coding region runs from base 1 to 1800 and encodes 599 amino acids.
AUGGCAGCUCUGAGACAGGAGCGUCGGUAUGGGCUCUCCUGUGGCCAAAUCAACAAAAACAACCCGAAGCAGACUCUGUAUCACGUCAAACUCACUGACACUGCCAUCCGGACCCUGGAAGCCUACCAGAACCUGAAGGCAUCACUAUCAAAUCAGCCAGCGAUUUGCUUCAAGGGGAGCCAGGGGUACGUUAAGAUCCCAGCGCCAACACCUGAAUCUCCUGAUGGAUUCAGAGUCUUCUCGUUCUAUCUUUCCAGUGACAGCAAAGACAAGCCUCAGUCCAGCUUUGACUGCAUUCACCAGUAUGUCUCAGGGGAUGGCAGGGAUCACCUGGAGGGCCAGGGCAGCAUUCAGGACAAGAUCACAGUUUGUGCCACAGAUGACUCCUACCAGACAACCCGGGAGCGCAUGUCUCAAGUGGAGAAGGACAUCUGGAGCCGCUCAGCAAUUGAGAUAAAGCCGGGGCCAAGUAAGUACUUAAAGGUCCAGAGGAAGCAGGGUCUGGUAUCAGGCUCAGAUAGCAGCAACAAGCACUCCCCGAGCAAUAAGAGGAGCCUGGUUCCCAGCCCUGUGGCACACCGGCUCUUGAGGGAUCGCAUCAUCCAUCUCCUGGCCUUAAAGCCCUACAGGAAACCUGAGCUGCUACUGUGGUUGGAAAGGGAGCGAGCCAGUCCAAAGGACAAGGCUGACCUGACCUCAGUACUGGAUGAGGUUGGUAAACUGAACCCUAAAGACCACAGCUACUCUCUAAAGGAUGAGCUCUACAAACACGUCCAGAGAGAAUGGCCUGGAUAUCUAGAGGAGGAGAAGCAACUCAUCAAUAGGCUCCUGAUCAGGAAACUUCAGCCACUCCACAGUAGCCAGUUGAAGAGUCCCCAGUCCAACCAUUCAUUCCUCAAAACUCCCGGGGACUCUCCUUCACAUCUCAGUCCUGCCAAGAAUCUCUCUGUGAAACGGCCAUUGCCCUCUGACCCAUCCAACUUUCAGACCCCCAAAAAACAAAGACUAUUAGACCAGUGUUUGCCUCUGCACUCGCCGUCUCAUGGAGACUAUGGCACCAACGGGGCUCGUAGCUCCUCUAGUCAUGGAAACUCUAGAGUACAGAUCAAACUGGAUUUCGACAAAACCAACAAUCAUCUCCAGGGGAGUCCUAACAGUCUGUACUCGCCGCACAAACUCAGCGGGUCAUCUACUAUCCCCAAACUGGAGAGGACAGAGCCAGCUCCUGCUGCACCCAGCCCUAAGCCCCCACACACUGACACGUCCGUUUGCACUGACCAACAAUUCACCAUUGGCCAACAUAAAAAGAAGAGGUCCAAAAAGCACAAAGACAAAGAACGAGAGCGCUUAAAACCAGACUGGAUUGAGACGAGUCCAGACCUGAAGCAGAGCCGAGAAAUUCUUAAAGAACAUGAAAGAGAGAAGACACCUGUCAAUCAAACCUCAGCAGAGGAACUGCCCGACUAUUUAAUAAAAUACAGCACCAUAACAGCACUGGAGCAGCGCCAAGAGUAUAAAGACGACUUCUGCGCAGAGUACGAUGAAUACAGAGCUCUUCAUGAUCGGAUUGGGGCCAUCACAGAGAUGUUUGUUCAGUUGGGCUCAAAGAUCAACACUCUCUCCCCAGGAACACAAGAGUACAAGCUUAUGGAGGACCAAAUACUACAAAAGUACCGAAAGUAUAAGAAAAAGUUUCCUGGUUAUCGGGAAGAGAAGAAGCGAUGCGAGUACCUCCAUCAGAAACUGUCGCAUAUCAAAGGCCUGAUCACAGAUUAUGACCAAGCACAGGGACUCUCCUAGUAACCAGUUUCUACCCACAGCAGGGUGUAGUAUGACUGGACCAAAAGACUCCUAAUGGACCCAAAGACUGCACAGCUGGGUCCUGAAGUUGCUGAGACACUAUUCACUUUACUUCUCCGAGUGUUAAUGGAAUCGAGGAGCGAGGUUCUUUUUCAAAAGUGGGCUGAGACCACUGACUCGUGAUCAAAAGUUGCCCUUUAACAUUACGGUUUUCAACUAUGAUUAUCGCUGUAAUGGCUGGAUUCUGUUCUGCUGUAAAAGUGAAAGCCAAAUCCAUUUUUUUCUGAAAUGCAAAACAGAUGUGAUCAUUUCUGCUCAAUUGCAUUUUUAUUCUAUCCUUUAUCUUGUCAGAACUAAGAAAAAAUGUGUUGAUUUAUUUAAAAAACAAAAGAGUAUUAAAUUGAUGGUACAAUCAAUCUGAGGGGGAAACAAUUGCUACUAAAGUCUUUAUAUUUAUCAUACAGAGGAAUCUGUUUAUUUGCUGACAGAAAGUCAACACCUACAAUCUCAUAAAUUAUUCAUUUGUUACAGUAAUAUGAUCACCGAAUGACUAUAAUAAGUCACUCCAUAAACAAUGUAUCUCCAGUCAGACCACAUGCUAACAAAAUGUUAUCGUCCAUAAAAUAAUUAUAUAUAAAUGUAUUCUUGCAGGACAGAGACCGUACGACAGGUAUCUCAAGCUAUCACUAAAAUGAUCACAAAAUGAAGUUUAAAGCAUUAUAUGCAAAGUUAUUUUGGCUUUGACCAUAAGGAAUUCCACCAUGUAGCUUUCUGCCAACCUCCUGUGUCAUUUCUUAGAAAUGUUGGAAUGCGACAAAACCACUCCUCCCAGUACCUGAAUGGUGGUUUCAAGAUGGUGCUUGUGCACAUCUAGUGUUAAAUUCACCCACAUGUAGCCUACCACAAACUGCCUUUUCAUUACAACUCUCUCAAGUGUUCUGGUUACAGGUUUGUUUACUGCAGCACAGUACACACAGUAAUCAUGCGUUAUUGACGCUCUAGAUGAAUGACUACAAGCUCAGUGAAACAUAACUGUUAACUCUACAUGCAGUUUAAAAAGCUUACAGGGCAUUUAUCUUUUUAAUCAAGCUGUCCACACAUUGGUUUUCUAUGAUUUUGCUUUGGUUGAAUUAUGGAGAUAGAUUGCAAUAGGGAUGCCUUUAACAAAUUGGACAAUUGUAAUUGUUUGUCCCACGUGUACAGCGUGCAGAGGAUGGCACCGUGGGUCGGUCACUCAGUUCAUACCACUUUGGUUCACUUUGGUGUAAGGAGCAGGCUGCCUCUAGAGGAUGCUAGAAGGUCUGUUAGACUUAGUUUAGACUUUCUGGAUUCAUUUGUCCCAAGGCAGGCACACCUGAAUAACCACAAACUGUACUUUUAUUUCACCUUAUAAUAAGUCGUAGCCUGAAGUAGGAAAUAGGGAUAACAUUUCAGGGUUCUCUGUUCUCUCUCUGACGUUUGCAUCAAUGUAGCUGCACUCACAACUGUUGUCUUAAUGAUGGCCUAAAAUGAGAGAAUGAAGCUAAUAUUUGCCUUAACAUGUAUGUCAGACAUUUCCAGCAUUAUGCCAUCCCUAUUCAGAAAUGUUCUUGGUUUAACCCGCAAUUCAAACGUUCUCAGAACUUUUUCUGUAAAUGUCUUUAAGUUUGAAGAAAUUUCAGUUACUGGAUAGUUGUUACUGUUACAGUUGUUGUUUUGUCUCUGUUGUUCUUGUUUUUUUCUCUGUCUAUGUCUUAAUCAUUUUCUAUUUCUCUCAGAUAAUCAUGAACUUUUAAGGAAUAUAAUUCGAUGUCCAAUCCUGUCAAGCACCACUAUCAAAAGAAAUAAUCAUUGCAGAAAUAUCUACAGAAUAAUGUGCUUUGCAAUGGAAAUACUCAGUGGGGUUAUUGUCAAAUAUUAAGCAGCUCUUUUGCAAAAUUUAAAUGUACUUUUUUUAUUUUACAUUCAAUAGGAUACUUCUGGUAUGUUUGGAGGAUUUGAGACUAGCAACAGUUGCGUUGUCUUGGCACAUAUAAACAAUUUCAAGAAAUAAAUAUUUAUUAGCACUGAUAUUGGAAGAUUUUGAAAUGUGAGCAAAGAUUUUGAGCUUUAAAAUCAUCAAAGCUGAAAAUGCUGGAUUCUUAAAGCACCGGUACACCUACAGAAAAUAUAUCUUUAUUUUGGCUGUUUGAAUCUUGACUCAGGACCAGAGGUCACGCUAUUUUACCAAUAUUUUGUCAAUAUGCAUUUUGAUGAGCUCAGCAAAUGUGCCAUAUAGCUUCACCCAACUUGAGAAAAGGUAGAUCAGUCAUAAUGAUUGAAAAGAACAGUGUUUUGUUCUGGUACUCGAUCUGGAAAUCAAGGUAGCAUGGUUGAAAUUGUGUUAUAAAAACAAGAGCACAAUGCCUGCUCAGAUAUACAAAUAAUUUAUUUGUGUUUCGUUGAAUUUCUCAUUCAAACAGAAAGGUACUGAAAUAGUGUUUUGAUGAUGGCGGGAUGGAAACGUCCACAUACCACCAUGAAGACCAUGAGACCUUAAAAGUACAAACGAUUUACUGAACUAAUUCAAGUUAAGGGCUUCCCAUUUACCAGCAAAGUAGCAUUGGUCGAUCGUACAACACAUCAAACGAAAUGCUUCAUGGGCAAAAUAUCAGUCUAAUCAGUAUGAAUGAAGAUAAUGGUACAAUUCAUGUUAACAUAAUGUUUUUUUGGAACCAGACCCUUGGUGUAAGGGGCCUUUAAAGUGCUAAAUGUUUUUUACUGUUGCAGGAGCUAACUACUGGUGCCUUUUUCAUUCAAUGAGCAGAGACACUCUGCAUGUAACCAUCAUUGGUAUUCUGGAAAAAAAUAUUAACUUGGGCCAGCAGUAUUUACACCUCUGUAGUUUCACACUGUUGCCAAUGUUCAAAGUGCUUUGUUCAUAGUUUAUUGAUUAAGUUGAUAUCAGAUGCCUUUAAAAUGUGUUCAAUGUAUUGGCACUGACAUUUUUCCAGAAAUGAAAAUUCAGCAUUUUAGAAAUGCAAGGUUUUCCAGGACACCAAUUAAACUUCAUCUAAUGUUAGCUAUUUGACUACAAGUAUAUUUGGAAGAGUGACCUGGAUUUUGUUUGCAUUUUUAUCUCCAGCCCAGCAAACUAUUUCCACAAAUGUAUUACUGGUGCGUUUAACUGGUUUGUUGGUACUGGAAAAACAAUGUCUCAAUGGAAAUGUGAAAUCAAAUAUGUUGCCUAUUAUGAAUCACUGCAAUUGAUCUACCUAGGAGAACAAAUACGUUUAUUUAUUGCUUUGUAUGUUUUUGUCCUUUUAUGGGAUUCAUCUUUGCAUUGUUCAUUCUUUUCAGCAAAACUCAAAGUAUGGUGAAAGGGAAAUGGAAUAUAUUUUUGCAAUUUUUGAUGGUGGAUGCUUUAUCACAAGGUUAUCCUUUUGAGAAAAGCUUUCAGAAAAAAAGAUGUAUUGUUGUCUCAGUCUAAAUGAAAUAAAAGCUCUU